GAUUCCAGGUCGACGGCGCUUCCACGAGUCCCAUGCGCCUCCCGGGCCCGCCACCCGUGCCGGGUCUUGUGGGGUGAGGUUCCGCUGUCUCGGCCGGGACAGGGGAGCCAAAAUCCAUGGGCGGGUCAGCUCCCAACGCAAGCAGCAGUUGAGCGCUACUGACCGCACCGGUUGGCUGCCCUAUCCAGCGAGAUCGGACAUUGGUUUCAAGGGGGGUGAGGUGAGGAGGAGAAGGUUCAGAAAGCGAGAGGAAUGGAGAAGGGUGCUCCGAAUGCGAAAGCUUUUCGCUGUUGUCAAAGAGGGGAAGGCUGGUGGAGGUAGGCCCCGCUGGAGAGGGAGGACCAGGAAGGGGUGGCCUGGUGUCCCCCUCGCGGCCUUGUCCAAGUGUCCAAGAUCUAGUCUUUUGUGUCGUUUCUUCCACACGACUCUCGACUCUCGCUUCUCGCCUCUCGCCUGAUAGGUGGAGAGAAAAACAGGUUCUCUCCGAGGUCUUUCGCGUGAUCGUGCCAGCAACGUAUUUCUUGGACCUCAUCUCUUUCCGCUGCCUGUUUUCAUUUUGGGAAGAAAGGGGGGACCUUUGGUGCUUCUGCUAUUUCACCACCAGUACCAGCUUAGGAGAGAUCUAGUAGAGAGUACAGUAGACCAAGAGGAGGAAGGAGGAGAUGGGAAGAAAGGGGAAGUGGUUCAGUGUUGUGAAGAGUGUUUUGAUUCCCAACUGCUGUCAAGGAGAUCAUGGCAAAUCCAAGCAUUCCGAUCCACUCCCUACAAAAGAAGUGGAGACUACUGCUCAUGAGGCUGCUCAACCACUGCCACUGGCGCCCAUCGAGGGGGAUAAACUGACAGAGAAGGGGGAUGAACAGAGCAAGCAUGCUUAUUCGGUGGUGGCGCUUGCCAGUGCUGUUGCCGCAGAGGCUGCAGCUGUCGCCGCUCAGGCUGCAGCAGAGGUUGUUUGCCUCACCACCUCAACAACUAGGCUUGUAGGUGAACCGAGAGAAGAGGUUGCAGCCAUCAAGAUCCAGACUGCUUUCAGGGGGUAUCUGGCAAGAAGAGAAUUGCGAAUUCUGAGAGGACUGUUUAGGUUGAAGAGACUAGUUGAUGGAAAUGCUGUGAGGUCUCAAACCUAUAACACCUUACAUUGCAUGCAAAAAAUGGCAAGAGUUCAGACACAGAUACGUGCAAGGAGGAUCAGAAUGACAGAGGAAAACCAGGCUCUCCAGAGGCAUCUGCAACGGAAAUAUGAAAAAGAACUAGAGAAAGUGAAGAUCGAAGAAGAAUGGGAUGAUAGUCUUCGGUCCAAAGAGAAAAUUGAAGCAAAUCUAGUGAACAGACAAGAAGCUGCUGUAAGAAGAGAAAGGGCACUAGCUUAUGCAUUUUCUCAUCAGUGGAAGAGCUCUUCCAGAUCCUUGACUCCAACAUUCACCGACCCAAGGAAUCCGCAAUGGGGUUGGAGCUGGUUGGAACGGUGGAUGGCAGCAAGGCCAUGGGAGACCCACAGGAUAACAGAAACCAAUGAUCAUGACUCCAUAAGGAGUGCCACCUUCAGUCUCAUCGGACAAACAAUGAAACGGCGCGACACUAGCUUGGAACGCACCCCAUCAGCAAUUCGGAAAUCAAGCCGACCUACCAGCCGCCAGUCACCCAUGACACCACAAUCUAAGCCACGGUCCAGAAAGAUAUCGCUGAGUCCAAGAGGUGGUCGACGCUUGGUAGAUGAGGAUGCGAGGAGCAUGGUCAGCUUUCAGUCUGAGCGGCCAAGGAGGCACAGCAUUGCAGGAUCAUCAGCGAGAGACGACGAGAGCCUGGUGAGCUCACAGUCCAUUCCGAGCUACAUGGCAUCCACAGAAUCAGCUAGAGCCAGGUCCCGGUUCCAUAGCCCACAAAGUGACAUGGCUGACACUCCGGGGAAGAGAUCUAUUUGCUCAGUAAAGAAACGCCUUUCUUUUCCUAUGGCUGAUGAUAACAGUAUAUCAUCUCCUGCAGCAAGGAUUAGGCGUUAUUCAGAGCCUCCUAAGGUAGACAUUUCCCCAGUGAAUAACGAGGAACAAUCAGUGGAGAAUUGAGUUAGUUCAUAACCUAUGGGGGAGUCUUGGUGCUAUGCCCUGUAUGUGUGCGUGUGCGCGUUACUGAGAGUUGGGUUCAUUGUUGUUGAUAUGGCUUGUUUGUAGCCUAGGGUUCUUAGCUUUCUUGUGUGUGUGUUAGUGAAUGUGCUUUGGCUUUUGAUUGCAGGCACAAGCAAUGUGUGGGUUGCCUUGGAUGUUGCUUGUGAGUCUGUCAGAAUCUGACUUGAUGUUGUAUCCAUUGCUGAAAUGUUUUCUCCAA
Musa acuminata AAA Group (dessert banana) is the source of this 2319-nucleotide messenger RNA. RefSeq names its product protein IQ-DOMAIN 3. The record is from RefSeq and is a predicted model, not a curated record. Bases 663 to 2060 code for a protein of 465 amino acids. The transcript has 5 exons. NCBI's taxonomy places the organism in Eukaryota, Viridiplantae, Streptophyta, Magnoliopsida, Zingiberales, Musaceae. Gene Ontology annotation, molecular function: protein binding.